AUGGGAUGGGAUAUGGAACUGAAGAGCACGGGAACCGGGGCGCCUGCUCUCGUCGUCGUCGCUGUCCUCACUGCCGCCGUCGCCGGAUGUGGGUUUGCUCUCGCUCGUGGGCUUGGGCUUAGGUUCGGGCUCGAGUUCGAGUUCGGCGGCGGGAUGUCGGUCGCGGCGGAGGCGGAGAUGGGAGGGAAGGAGAUCGAUGUCGCAGUGGAGGCCGAGGAGGCAGGUUCUGUACUUCUGGGCGAGCGCGAGUUCCAGCUUGUCGUACUUCGUUCUGCCAUGGAUUACGCCGCCAUUGGGAUUGGCGACAAGAGUUCACGGUAUAGUAUUGUAACAAUAUGA
Diaporthe citri is the source of this 339-nucleotide messenger RNA. RefSeq lists its product as uncharacterized. The transcript is spliced from 2 exons. Bases 1 to 339 code for a protein of 112 amino acids. NCBI's taxonomy places the organism in Eukaryota, Fungi, Ascomycota, Sordariomycetes, Diaporthales, Diaporthaceae. The record is from RefSeq and is a predicted model, not a curated record.